AUGGCGGACGUAACAAAGAGAGAUGCGAGAAUAGCAGCGAAAACUCAUCAAGUCCACCAGCAACCACAUCAUGAGAUGAAUGAAGCCUUAGAAACUGUCGCGCGUCAAGCACCAGUCACCGCGAAACGGAUGGUUCGUGGUGAUUUGGAAGAGUCACUUCCUAAGCCUUACAUGCAUCGUGCUUUGGCUGCUCCCAACACAGAUCACCCAAAUGGGACACGGGGUCACAAGCAUUACAACAUGAGUGUUCUCCAGCAGCAUAUUGCUUUUUUCGAUAGGGAUGAUAAUGGCAUCAUUUAUCCAUGGGAAACUUAUUCAGGACUAAGAGCCAUCGGUUUCAACGUCAUUGCUUCCUUUGUUAUGGCGAUUCUCAUUAACGGAGCGUUGAGUUAUACAACGUUGCCUAGUUUGAUCCCAUCACCUUUUUUCCCAAUAUACAUACACAAUAUUCACAGAUCCAAGCAUCGAUGCAACAGGAAUGCGUACGACUUCUUCGGCUGGAUUGCAGCAAAGUUGGAAUGGGGUCUUCUCUACAUUCUUGCACGAGAUGAGGAGGGAUUUUUGUCCAAGGAGGCCGUUCGCAGAUGUUUCGAUGGUAGCUUGUUCGAGUAUUGUGCUAUGCUCCAAAAAGAGAGAGCUCUAGGUGCUAAGACAGAUUAA
Molecule: messenger RNA, 660 nt
Organism: Papaver somniferum (opium poppy)
Lineage: Eukaryota; Viridiplantae; Streptophyta; Magnoliopsida; Ranunculales; Papaveraceae
Product: peroxygenase-like
Exons: 2
Coding region: 1-660 (219 amino acids)
Molecular function (GO): calcium ion binding; monooxygenase activity
Source: RefSeq, a predicted model, not a curated record